AUGACGUCCACCAGCGCAAACCAAUCUUCAAAAGGCGUAGAGCUCCUCGCCAUCCCUGGAGCCAUCGCCACCCAAGAGUACGAGGGCGAUACAGUCGUCCUGGCCUCUGGCACACUCCAAUCUCUGCUCGUCAGUAUUGAGCUGCAAGAUGCUACCAGACCAAGCACCACCUUCUCUUCGCGUGAGAAGGAACCCAAUUACGCCACCGAUCUCUGGUUGGUCCUCUCCAUCGGCGACGACUUUUCUCUUCCAGUAGCAGCCACCCAAACCAUCAUUCCCCAGGGCGACCUAUCCAAGCGCUCUUACGUCUUCCCCUCGCUCGAACUCGAAGGCGCUUCCAUCAAAAUAGCUCUUCCGCCAACUACCAGUAUGGCACAUGUGUCUCGCUUCCAGCAGAUUCUGUCGCAAUACGCUGCAUAUCACGACGAGGACCGUUCGGAUGCAGGCGCCAUGGAGCUUAUGGACGAAGACGGCAGAGUAAUUGGCGUAAUCCAGGACUUCACGGUACACGAGUCGGAUGCCAUGUCUGACUCCGGCAAUGAAAAGGCUCCUGUGCUGAUUGAGCUUCCUCCCGAGCCCACCAACGAUAGUGUAAAGCAAAAUGCCGAAGCUGACGUCCUCUCUGCUGAAGAGAGGCGCGAUUGGAUGAUUCGUGGUGCCGACACCAUCUCGCGUACCAUCAUCAAAGCGUCCGAGUUCGUCGGAGGCAAAAUUCAAGAUGCUGCUGAUUCCUACAUCGCCAAGUCUCCUGCUGCCGGCUCGUCCGGAACGUCGACCCCCAACAAUGAAAGGGCCGGGGUUGGCCGUGACCCGGUCAAGUUCGGGCCUAAGACGCAUGCGGGAGUACGAACGCUUCACGAUUGGUCUGGUUCUGCCGUCCAGGUGUCCUCCAAAACCACUGGUGCUAUCCUCCGUGUAGCAGGCAACGUCGGUGACAAGAUCGGCAAAAAGACAGGCAUCCAGCGCAAAGUUAACCCCGAUGGCACCGCCGGUCCCGCACCCACUGGUAUCCGUGGCUUCAUCAACCGCAGCCUCAUCGCCGCCAACACCGUUCUCGACGGUAUUGACACUGGUGCUCAAACGCUACUCUACACCGGCGGUCAAGCCGCAUCUGACGUUGUGGGCCACAAGUAUGGUCCCGACGCACGCCAGGUAGCAGAAGGUGUCGGCGGUGCAGGUAAGAACGUCUUUAUCAUCUACAAAGAUGUUCGUGGCAUCCGACGAAGUGCACUCCUCAAGGCUGCACGUACUCGUGUUAUGAAGGCCAAACUGGAUGAUGGCCGAGAGGUGACCAUCAAGGUCAACGAGAAAGGUGAGGCUGUCGCUUCCGAUAUCUCCAACCCCAUCAGAGCUUCAACUAGCGCAUCUACGCAAGCUUCUGCGACUAGGGAAAAGUCUCCGAGACCCCCUCCUUACUGA
Molecule: messenger RNA, 1419 nt
Organism: Mycosarcoma maydis (corn smut)
Lineage: Eukaryota; Fungi; Basidiomycota; Ustilaginomycetes; Ustilaginales
Exons: 1
Coding region: 1-1419 (472 amino acids)
Biological process (GO): cell division
Cellular component (GO): plasma membrane
Source: RefSeq, a predicted model, not a curated record